CUUUUUCCCACCCCGCCCACGUAACUCCAAUCAACUCGAACACGGGUGUUCCGAGAAUCGUAAAAAGUCAGGAAAAGUUACCACUCUGGCCUGAUGCUGUUGAUCUAGUUACCCCCCUCCUCUGUUCCCCGCCCCCCUGUUACCUAUCUAUGGACGCCGGCGCCGAGACCCAACGCACGACGCAGAACUCGGGAAUCAAGGUCCGCCGCCCCCGGGCCGCCCGAGCAUGCGACCUCUGCAGGGCAAAGAAGAACAAGUGCGAUGAGCUGUACCCCUGCACGUACUGCAAGAAUCGGAAUGCGACAUGUGUCUACAAAGGUCAGGACAUGUCAAGGAGGCUUUUCACUCCAGAAUAUGUGAGACAGUUGGAAGAACAGGUCAAGAGGCUCUCGGCCAUCGCCGAGUCCGUGAAAGCGCCGUCGACGGAUGACAACGCCUCGGUGAUCGCCAACACCGCCGCCCCAGAGUUCCCGGACGGAUACUCGCCCGACGACCGCCGUCUCCAGAGACGGCUGUCCCGAAGUACCGCGGCCGGAGGGUCGCCCUCGAACGCCGCCCGGUCACGGAACGCCGCCGGCCAGGAGAUCUCGGGUGUCAACCGCCACACGCGCAACGUCGAGUUCUACGGCAGCUCGUCUUCCGUGGCGCUGCUCUCCCACGUGCAGCGGACCGGCGACGACGACGAGCCCGUCGUCUCGCCGGACCUCGGCUCGGACGCGGGAACACUCCUGUCGAACCUCCACAACCCGGCCUUCUCGUCCCCCUCAGCCGCAGACCAGGCCCAGACCCAGACCCAGACCCCUGGCGGCGCGUCCUCCUCUACCGCCGUCGCCGCCGCCAACGCCGCCUAUACCACCGCCGAGGCCAGGUCCUCCACGCGGCCAACGACGCAUUACCCGCAGUGCCGGCACUUCCUGCAGAGCUUCUUCUCCAGCAUCCACUACGUGCAUCCGAUCCUCGACCGGAAGCUCUUUUUCGACCGCUGCGAGGAGCUGUGGGCGCGGCCCGGCGACAUCCGCGAGCCGUCGAGCUUCGUGGCGCUGUACUACAGCAUCCUGUCCCUGGGCGCUCUCGUCGGCGUGCGGGAGGACGAGCCGGUGGACGGGGUCGGGAACCUGCAGUGGAGCCGGAGGUUCUUCGACGAGGCCAAGAGGCGGUGCGACCAGCUGGGGAUGGUCACUGACCUGGAGAUGGUCCAGUGCUACUUCUUUCUUGCGAAAGUCUGUCAAAACGAGUUGAACGCUCACUGGUCGUACAUGUACGUCGGACUCGCGGUUAGGACAGCACUCGCAAUGGGCAUCAACCGAGAACCCGGGGCAGAUGUCAAAAAGGAACCAGCUCUGCUUAGAGCAGAGUCGAGGACGUGGUGGGGCUUAUAUUCAUUAGAAACUGAAAUGUCCUUCUCCAUGGGUAGACCAGAUACGCUCGGGGCGGACUUAUACCACAACCGGCUGUUCCCGGUCAUUGGGGAAGCGGAACCCGAGUCCUCCGCCGGGGGCUCGGAGCUCGUGGACCCGCCGUCGUGCGCCAUCAUCAAGUGCAUGGUGGACUACUCCAAGAUCAUCAGAAGCAUCUGCCUGGGAAUCUACUUGCCCGAGACGACAGUGCCGCGGACGGUCCAGCUGGCGCACCAGAUCGACCAGGACCUGCAGCGGUGGGCCGAGGACCUGCCGGAGGCCAUCCGUCCGACGACCUCGGUCGAGCCGCGGUCGCUGAAGAGCGUCCGGGAGGCGCAGUGGAUGAAGAGGCAGAGGCUCGUGCUGACGAUGCGCUUCCUCAAUAUUAGGAUCCUCCUCUUUGGGUCGAUCAUUCUCACAUCGACAUCGGCCGAGAGAGCUUCCAUCCCGGGCUCGCAGGAAGGUAUACACUUGUGCCUCGAGGCGGCCAAGCAGACGAUCGAAAUCAUCUACCAGACGUACCAACAUCACGACUUUUUCAGAACUUGGUUCUACAACACGACGUACACCGUCUUCGCAGCGUCCAUGAUUCUGGUGUACGUGACGCAAGAGGCCACGGAAGCGGAGGCGCCGGCGCUCCUGAAGCUGGUGGCGAUGGCCAUCGAGAUCCUCGAGACCAUGGACGAGUGUGUCGUCGCGCUGCGGUCGGCGAAGCUGCUGCACAAGGCCAUCGAGAAGGCCGAGAAACGGUUCUCGGCCUCGUCGACGCCGGGGACGGGGGCUGAGGCUGGGGCGCCGCAUCAGCAGCAGCAGCAGCAGCAGCAGCAGAUCCCGGCGAUGCCGCCGGCGGACGCCAUGCUCCAGUUGAACCACUACUGGGGCCCGCUCAACAUCCUGGACAACGAGAUGGAUUUCGGGUUCGCGAUGCAGUUUGCCGACUUUGAAGGAACGAACUCGCUGUUCAUGGCCCUCGACGACCCGAGGGCGAUGCAAUAGCCGGACCGCAGAUAGAUAAUCGUACAGACGCUCGCAUAUCCAUAGAGGAAAAACGUGAACAUGACUCUAGACUCUAGCAAUGGUGUGUCAUUGCUUGUCCUGCUGUUGCCUGCUUUUGACUGCCUCGUCCGUCUGAUGGCCGAAUUGAAGAUGUGACAUAGACAGUUCAACAGUCCCGUCCCGAGAGAUGGCAAACCAAGUGACGGCUUGACAGACGUGUG
Molecule: messenger RNA, 2614 nt
Organism: Colletotrichum destructivum
Lineage: Eukaryota; Fungi; Ascomycota; Sordariomycetes; Glomerellales; Glomerellaceae
Exons: 9
Coding region: 150-2393 (747 amino acids)
Biological process (GO): positive regulation of transcription from RNA polymerase II promoter by galactose; DNA-templated transcription
Cellular component (GO): nucleus
Molecular function (GO): DNA-binding transcription factor activity, RNA polymerase II-specific; RNA polymerase II cis-regulatory region sequence-specific DNA binding; zinc ion binding
Source: RefSeq, a predicted model, not a curated record